Molecule: messenger RNA, 2382 nt
Organism: Lycium barbarum (goji berry)
Lineage: Eukaryota; Viridiplantae; Streptophyta; Magnoliopsida; Solanales; Solanaceae
Product: dolichyl-diphosphooligosaccharide--protein glycosyltransferase subunit STT3A-like
Exons: 21
Coding region: 1-2115 (704 amino acids)
Cellular component (GO): membrane
Molecular function (GO): oligosaccharyl transferase activity
Source: RefSeq, a predicted model, not a curated record
AUGGAAUAUACAACUUUUGGAAUUGGUUUGAUGAUCGGACCUGAAAGUACAAUAUUUAAGUUUCCCUUGUCUAAUAGGUAUCCACUUGGACGUGUGAUUGGAGGAACUGUUUAUCCUGGACUAACAUUAACCGCAGGAUACUUGAAUUCUUUGAGUAUCCCUCUUUCUGUGGAAACUGUUUGUGUAUUUACUGCUCCUACAUUCUCGGUUUUUGCAGUUUGGGCAACAUACCUUUUAACAAAGGAAGUUAAGGGGGCUGGUGCUGGACUGACAGCUGCAGCUCUUUUGGCCAUUGUUCCAUCGUACAUAUCUCGUUCAGUGGCCGGUAGCUAUGACAACGAAUCUGUAGCCAUAUUUGCCUUGAUCUUCACUUUCUAUCUCUAUAUAAAGACACUGAAUACUGGUUCCCUCUUUUAUGCUACUCUCAAUGCCUUGGCAUACUUUUAUAUGAUAACCAUUUACUUCGUUUGCUCCUGGGGAGGGUAUACCUUUAUUAUCAACCUUAUUCCAAUGCACGUGCUCAUUUGCAUCAUAGCAGGGCAUUAUUCUCUGCGGCUUUAUAUUGCUUAUGUUCCUUUUGUUAUCUUGGGAACAUUAUUGGCCUCAUUGGUCACUGUCGUGGGUUUUAAUGCAGUAAUGACAUCAGAACACUUUGCUUCAUUUCUGGUGUUCAUACUGAUCAAUGUAGUGGGCCUAGUCCAUUACAUCAAAGGGAUUCUCUCACCAAAAAUGUUCAAAGUAGCUGUGACUCUUGUUGUAUCUGCUGGCUUGAUAUUUUGUUGUGCAGUAAUAGCUGUACUAAUUGCAGUUAUUUCUUCUAGACCAACAAAGGGAUGGAGUGGACGAAGCCUGAGCCUGCUUGAUCCAACUUAUGCCAGCAAGUAUAUACCCAUCAUUGCCAGUGUUAGCGAACAUCAACCACCUACUUGGCCUACUUACGUUAUGUACAUAAAUGUAUUAGCAUUCUUUGUCCCUGCCGGCAUUGCGUGCUUUUUGCCUCUAACUGAUACUAGCUCCUUUGUGGUUCUUUAUUUGGUGACUUCAGCAUAUUUUUCUGGUGUCAUGGUCCGCCUAAUGCUUGUGCUAGCACCAGCAGCAUGUAUAAUGUCUGGAAUCGCUCUUUCAGCAGCAUUUGAUGUUUUCACUCGGUCAAUCAAAUUUUCAUUGAUUGGUACAUCACAAAGUUCACAGGCUGAUGCAGGAAAUGCUGAUAAAAGUGAAGAACCACUAAAGGAAAGACCUUCACAAAUAAAGGAGGAGAAUGUGGAAAAAGCUCCUAUCAUUUCAGAACGCGAGAGGAGUCUAUUGACCUUACCUAUGGAGGCUUCUAUUAUUGCUAUUCUUUUACUAAUGCUGUUGGGUGCUUUUUAUGUGGCUCAUUGUGUUUGGAUGGCAGAAGCCUAUUCAACUCCGUCUAUUGUCGUAACAUCACAUUCAGAUGAUGGACUUGAUGUUUUUGAUGACUUUAGAGAAGCUUAUGCAUGGUUGAGCCACAAUACCGAUGUAGAUGAUAAAGUGGCAUCAUGGUGGGACUAUGGUUACCACGCAACAUCCAUGGCAAACAGAACAGUUAUUGUUGACAAUAACACAUGGAACAAUACACACAUUGCCCUUGUUGGUACAGCCAUGUCCUCCCCAGAAAAGGCAGCCUGGGAAAUCUUCAACUCUUUGGAUGUCAAAUAUGUUGUUAUAGUCUUUGGAGGUCUUAUUGGUUACCCCAGCGAUGACAUCAAUAAGUUCCUCUGGAUGGUCAGAGUAGGUGGAGGUGUAUUCCCUCAUAUCAGGGAACCAGAUUAUCUGAGAGAUGGUCGAUUUCGAAUAGACUCUAUGGCCACUCCAACAGCGCUGAACUGCCUCAUGUACAAACUAUCUUAUUACAGAUUUGUGGAGAUAGAUGGUAAGGGUUUUGACAGAGUAAGGCAGACUGAAAUUGGAAAGAAAUAUUUCAAGCUCGCUCACUUUGAGGAGGUGUUCACUACUCAGCACUGGAUGGUUCGGAUAUACAAACUAAAACCUCCUAAGAACAGAAUACGUGGAAAGACGAAAAGGUCUAAAUUGAAAACUAACUUGACUAGCUCCAAAAGAAGUGGAACACAAAAGAAGAAUCGUUGGUAGGGGUGGGCAUUCGGUAUUUUCAAAUUUCGGACUCGAUAAUUCGGUAAUUGGUAAUCGAAAGUAGAUACCAAAUAUCGAACCGAAAAAGUUCGGUUCGGUAAUCGGUAUAUCAAAAUUUGUUUCGCUACGGUAUUCGGUAAUACCAGAAGUUGGACAACAUAACUAAAAGCAAAUUCCAAAUCUUUCGGUCAAUAAUGCAAUUAGAUUUCUGCAAUUUGAAACUGUACAAAUAUGCCAUCAGAUUUCAAUAAUCAAAUGCAACUUUUU